UGCUGAAGGACCACCAGGAUGCGCUGCAAUUUCACAAGAGACAUUUUUAAAAGCUUUGGCAAGUUUCGAGAGUGAAUUUCAGUGAGAUUCAUGGUCACCCACAUUAAUGGAUUCAACAACUGCUUGGAUAUUUAUAUCGUGUCCUUAAGAUACUAUUCCAAGUAUAUAGGCAAAAAAAACCCUGCAGCUAAUAGUGGGAAGUAGGGGCAAUGACUGAAGCAAUAUUAGAGAUGUAAAGUUUGGAAGGAAUAGCAAAAAGCUGGAAGAGAGGAGUACAGGGAGCGUUUUAGGCUAAAGGACUUUGUCACAAAGGAUGUACAGCACAUCAAAGACAACUGUGGAACCUGGUGAAAUGAAGAAGUUUCAGGCGUUGUCACAAAAUUGGUGGGAUAGAAAUGGAGAAUUUGCAGCUCUACAUGCUUUAAAUGACCUCCGUGUUCCUUUUAUCCGUGACACAUUGUUGACAAAUAGUGAAAAACAGCAGUUAGGAUGUCCUCUUCAUGGUUUACGAAUAUUAGAUAUUGGCUGUGGAGGAGGGCUACUAAGUGAGCCGCUUGGUAGGCUUGGAGCAAUGGUUACUGGAAUUGAUCCUUUGAACGAUAACAUCAGAACAGCGGAGAUGCACAAAUCAUUUGAUCCAGUCCUGCAAGAACAAGUGCAGUACGCUGCCUGCUCUCUGGAGGAAAUGGCAGAUGAAGCAACUGGCAUGUUUGAUGCUGUUGUAGCCUCUGAGGUUGUGGAGCAUGUUGGUGAUGUGGAAAUGUUUAUCAAAUAUGCUGCACAAGUGUUAAAGCCUGGAGGAUCACUGUUCAUAACAACAAUUAACAAAACGUUCCUGUCCUACAUACUGGCAAUUGUCACAGCUGAGAAGAUAUUAAGAAUUGUACCAAAUGGGACACAUGAAUGGGAAAGGUUCAUCAACCCUGAUGAUUUGGAGAAACUUCUAGUGUCCAGUGGGUUCACAGUAGAGACUAUCAAUGGAAUGCUGUAUAAUCCCCUAUUUGAUUCCUGGAGUUGGAUUAAUAAUGCUGGUGUAAAUUAUGCACUACAUGCGGUAAAAAAUAAAAUUGAAGAGCAAUCGGAUUUCAUGUCAGAAACAGGUGAUAGGAAAGACAAUGACACCUAUCAAUCAGAAUUCAGUGUUGGCUCCACAGUCAAAUUGUAGGAAAAUGAGCUAUUUAAUCUAGCACUCCCACAAAAAUGCUGCUUUACUAAUUUAAACUGACUGACCAGACUGAUUAUGCUUGAUGGAUAUCUACUUCAUCAAGGAUGGGCAAUCUUUUGAAGCUGGAGAGCAAAAUUGUAACCAAGCAACAAACCACCAUUUUUAAAUACAGUGUAUUGAUGUGCUGACUGUAAUUAAAGUAUACUGUGCAACCAAUUUUUGAAAUCUA
This is a messenger RNA of Carcharodon carcharias (great white shark), 1394 nucleotides long. It is a transcript of the gene coq3, whose product is annotated as coenzyme Q3 methyltransferase. Gene Ontology annotation, molecular function: 2-methoxy-6-polyprenyl-1,4-benzoquinol methyltransferase activity. The transcript is spliced from 6 exons. Lineage: Eukaryota; Metazoa; Chordata; Chondrichthyes; Lamniformes; Lamnidae. The coding region runs from base 314 to 1165 and encodes 283 amino acids. The record is from RefSeq and is a predicted model, not a curated record. Gene Ontology annotation, biological process: ubiquinone biosynthetic process.